Molecule: messenger RNA, 2088 nt
Organism: Vitis riparia (riverbank grape)
Lineage: Eukaryota; Viridiplantae; Streptophyta; Magnoliopsida; Vitales; Vitaceae
Product: serine carboxypeptidase-like 50
Exons: 1
Coding region: 641-1999 (452 amino acids)
Biological process (GO): proteolysis
Molecular function (GO): serine-type carboxypeptidase activity
Source: RefSeq, a predicted model, not a curated record
GUCUCAAAACCCCAUACAAAGGAAGAAGAAAAUGGGGUGUUGGAUUGAAUGAUGAGAGACUGGCUUGUCAAAUAUCAGUUUCCCGGGAUUUAGUUCCUUGGUCAGUGCAGUGAGCUGCUAUUACAGGUAAGUGCAAAUUGCAGAAAAAGGAUUGACUCAGUUAAAUAUAUUUGCUUCAUCCAUAUAGCAGGGUGCAUCAAAUUACUUCUGUUGACCAUAUCUGAUGUCUUAUGAUGACCUGGAAAAUUUAUAGGGUGAUUCCAUCAUGUCUUUACUAACCUGAUGUUUUGCUAAUUCGUGUGGGGAGUGAACAUUUAUUAUCUUGAUUUGAGAGAGCGUUAAGAGACCAAACAUACUGAGUUGAUUCUUAAAUGACACCAUCAAAGAUGGAAUGAUACCUUUUGCCCAGAUUCGAAGUUGAAUGAACAGGAACUCUGGAAAUUGCAGGAUUAGGGAGGGAGGACUGAGAGAAGGUUAUCCAAUACGACUGGCGGGAAAACGACAUUUUUGUCAGCUGCUUUUGUCAAGACGCCCAAAGAGAUUCUUUUUCUCUUGUCAUAAAUGUGUCAGUUCAAUGGACUUUAUAUCAAUAAAUGAGCCCUGCCAAACCACUCAUCUCUGAAUCCUCUCUCACACAGCGAUGGAGUCAAUAACGUCCAACUUGAUCAAGCUCCUCCUCCUCCUCCUCCUCUAUUUCCUUCCCUGCUUUCAUGCCAAAUCACCACCCACUUCAACGCUUCCUCUUCCCACAAAAUCUGGCUACCUCCCUGUCAAUCCCACCACCAAUUCAGCCAUGUUCUACACCUUCUAUGAAGCACAGAACCCCAUAUCACAUCUCACCCAAACCCCACUUGUGAUUUGGCUCCAAGGUGGCCCUGGCUGCUCCUCCAUGAUCGGUAACUUCCUUGAGCUUGGCCCUUGGCGCCUGAAUCGUGACAAACACCUUCAACUUGAACCCAAUUUGGGUGCAUGGAACCGCAUAUUUGGCCUACUUUUUCUUGACAAUCCGAUAGGAACGGGAUUCAGUAUUGCUUCAUCACCUAAAGAAAUUCCAACAGAUCAAUAUUCUGUUGCCAAGCAUCUGUUCUUUGCCAUAAGGUCAUUUAUUGAAUUAGACCCAUUAUUUAAAUCUCGCUCAAUUUAUAUUACAGGAGAGAGCUAUGCAGGAAAGUAUGUUCCUGCAAUUGGGUAUUACAUUUUAAAGAAAAAUGCACAGUUGUCAGAGUCUCAAGGCGUAAAUUUAAGGGGUGUGGCUAUAGGGAAUGGGUUGACAGACCCAGUGAGACAAGUGGCUACUCAUGCUGCGAGUGCUUAUUUUUCAGGAUUGAUCAAUGGGAAACAGAAAACCCAGCUGGAAAAAGCUCAGUUGGAGGCCGUAAAGUUGAUUAAGGAGGGUAAUUGGAGUGAGGCAACAAAUGCAAGAAACAGGGUCUUGAAUAUGUUGCAAGAUAUGACAGGCCUAGCCACACUAUAUGAUCUUACAAGGAAAGUUCCUUAUGAAUUCGAAUUGGUUGGUGAGUUUUUGAGUAGCGAAGGGGUGAAGAAGGCUUUGGGAGCAAAUGUGUCAAUAGCUUGGGAGGACUGCAGUGAUGUGGUGGGAGAAGCAUUGCAUGAAGAUGUGAUGAAGAGCGUGAAAUUCAUGGUAGAAUUGCUGGUGAAGAAGAGCAAGGUGUUGUUAUACCAGGGGCAGUUCGAUUUGAGAGAUGGUGUGGUAUCGACUGAGGCUUGGUUGAAGACAAUGAAGUGGGAAGGGAUUGAUAAGUUUCAAGCAGCUGAGAGAAAGGUUUGGAAAGUGAAGGGAGAGCUUGCAGGGUAUGUGCAAAAAUGGGGAAACUUGAGCCAUGUUGUGGUUUCAGGGGCUGGGCACCUUGUGCCUGCUGACCAGUCGGUGAAUUCUCAGAUAAUGAUUGAAGACUGGGUUUUGGAGAGGGGAUUGUUUGCCAAUGAGCAAGAGGCUAAUCCAUCUAGUUUUUCAACUGGUAAUGGUUUUUAUGUAUAACCUGUUAGAGACCCAAAUUAUGGGCAGGUAUGGAAUCAUGGAUGUUUCAUUGAAUAAAUGCUUAUGCAGCAAGUUGUUGUUUACUAAAA